AGAGAGGAUGAAACCUGGUCAGCGGGGAAAACGGGAGGAAAAUUGCAAGCCGGACGAGGAGAGGGAGGAUCGCUCGAUGGAGAGAACGAGAAAGAUUGGUUGAGAAGCCGGGAGCGACGAAGAGGAUCGAAGGGUUCCAGGCGAGGGGGGGGGGAAACGCGGAUGGCGAAAGAGAGUGGAAACAGCGUCGUGGAGGGAGACGGAGGGGAAGGUGGGUAAGCAGAGAAGGGAGGAAAGGCAGCUGCAAGCAGUCGGUGCAAGGAAGAGACCGUGCGAGGGUAGAGGAAGACGGGAGCAGUGUCAUGGUGGCAGGUCUGGCCUGCUGGCUGUCCGUCGACGGUCGACCUGCUCCCUGGCUUACCUGACAGCGCUCGCCUCUCGCCAGUGUUUCCAAAGCCGCGUACACCGAUGGAUCGUCUCGCGAUCCUCUCGUGAGCCCUUUGAGCUCGCCACGCUCGGAUGCCACCACGUCAUCCCCCUUUUCUUUACUCUACCGCAGCCCGAAGCUGAUCCGCAAACGAUCGUCGGAUAUCGGUGGCCCUGUGUCGCGGGAGUCGACAGUCCACCGAACCGUGCACGCAGAGAAACGGCUGAUUCCGAACCCGAACCAGCCGCACAGACGGCGAGCAAGAGGGAGGGAAGUGACACGUUGCGAUACGAUCGAUCCAACGGCGAAGUUACGCGCGUUCAUACAAACAGCCUCCUCGAGAACCGAUCGGGGAACAAUGUGCUCGUGACAGAGAACACCAGCUACCCUGGAAUAGCUGACGAUCUAGCUGACGAUCUAGCCGACGAUCUAGCUGACGAUCUUUCCAGUUGUUCGAUAGGGAACUCUCCUCGCUCUUCGCGGCCUCGUGGAGCACUGUUCGGGGGAAGAGGGCCACGCCGAAGAACACCAAGGACACAGUGAAAAAUACCAACGCACCGAGUAGGAAACGGAUAAAACGUGGGCGUUGAGUGAUUGUUGUCGGUGCUAGUUUCCAUCGAGAGUCAUGAGAGAUACCAACGAUAUGAUGGAGGACGCCCUGUCCGAGGUACGUAAUAGCUGAUAAAUCGGCCCGAGUUUCGUUUACCUCGUGCUCCCGGCUACCACGCUACAUGCCGGUGUCACCAGUCACCAUCGCCACUGGAACUCGUUCAACUCGCCGUAGCUAUUCUGCGGUGAAAGAGAAUCCUUCCUCGCCACGAGAACAUGACGUAUCCGUGCGCACGGCCUCACAGAUCCAGUGAUCCUCGGAUCGCUUACCUCGCGGUGGCCCCCUUGAUCCGUUUAAACACCCUCUGGAUACAAAUACCAAACUCUUUUUCGCCCAACCAGUUACAGUUUCAGAGUAUAACAUCGCUGUGGCUCAUUCCGAGGCUGGACUCUGUUUCUAAGGCGUACCUAGCGAAACAUGAAGAAUCUAGCAAACGUGAACUUAGAACGCUCUUCGAACAGACUCCGAUUACUCUAUGAGAUUACUCUAUAGUUUACUAGCCAAAGCCUCGUGAUCGUUCCAAUUAACUUUGUCACUGGAGCGCGGGUCACGUAGAAAUACGUAUUUAGUAGAUUUGUGAGAAGUGUUAAGAGAUCACGAAUCAGCGACGAAGAAUUUCUUAAUUAUUUUUCAUAAGUAAAUUAAGACCCAUGUAAGCUUGAGGUCCAAGCCAAUCGACUCGAUCUGUUUCACGAUCUGUUCAUGAAUACCAGUUUCCCUUGAUAGUUGUAUGUACUUUACCCACGAGCCAAAAUAAACGCGCGUUGUUGUCAGCUGUGAGGCGACAAUGUACCUGCAUCGUUCGUUACAACAACGAUCAUCGAGACGUUAUAAAGUUUCUCGUACGGGACGAAUAGAAAUUCCUGGAUCUAAGCUCGAAGAUGCUGUACCUCGUACGGUUAAUAAAAUCCAGAGCACCCGAUAUUAAGAGAGCCCCUCUUUUUUCGUCCAGGUUGUAUACUCGAAACCUCCAUGCAAAUGUAACGUUGCCUGUUUGUUCUCGGGUUUUACUUACGAGUGAAACUGUAGUAAACGCCCAGGGAAUACGGUACUCCGAGUACUGUAUCUGUACUGAGCCCGAAUCUCGUUUUACAAACGAUUUCGCAUCGAUGUCUCGCGUAAUACUCCGAAUCGCGAGGAUCACCGAAUGGCCCGGUUCAGGAGGAAUCGAGAGAUUACGGGACACUUGGCCUGGAGUGUCGACUCAACUCCGCGAUUUAGAAACCGUGCAGCGCACGGUGGCCCGUUUACGGAGGUCCCGUCGUGGAAACGGGCUCUGCCUUGCUCCGCGUCCUUUCCCAACUUUGUACUCCAGAUUCCACUGGGGACACUUGAAGCGUUAUUUGGAACUCGUUUGAGGUUGUAACGAUGAGCGAUCGUUUAUCCUUCGACAUCGAUCUUUGACAUGACGAUGAACUGUGGGGGUGACAGAGGAGGGUUGGAGGACCUCGUCGAUCUGGCAACCGACGUCGCGGAUUCAUCUCCGACAAUUCGAGAUGCCGCGGAGAGGUUACUGACGUUGUUGGGCAUGGAGGACGAGAACGAGGAGCUGUUGUCCUCCUCCGAGGAUGAGGGCGUGGAGCUGGACGAGAACGAGCUGGAGGACGACGAGGACGAGUUGGAGAACACCAGACUGCUGCACCAGCUGGCUGCCUCGCUGGCGGAGGAGCUCAAGCAGUCCCAUCAGUCUCAUCAGAAACAGAAUUCGGUCAGGCUUCUGGCGAGGAGUCCUUUCGAUAAAGACAGGAUGGAACUGGCCGAGGCUGAAAGUAGCUACACGGAACACGGUUGCCUUCAGGGACAGGAGGUCAAGGAAAGCCGUUACCGCGAGACGGAAAGGUGUCAGAGACAGGACGCGUCCCGUUCUUUCGCCAAGGAGCACGACUUCGUCGAGCUUUACGAGUGCUUGGAUCACCGUCUGAGAAUGGACUCGGACCCGGAGGACGUGGAUGCCCAUCGGGAGCAAGUCUCGCCGUCGUGGGGCGCCGGAUGGGACGCCUGCGCCGCGGAAGCUUUGAGAUACCUCGUGGAGGACGAAGGACUACCGCCUCAUCAUCCCACGGUCUUGGCCAUGAAGGACCAUCUGGAGACGCAGAGGGAACGAGCCUUUGCUCGGUACACGGCGUAAACGAAUCGUCGUUUAAUCGAGCGCGAUGGUAUUUUUUUAAGGAAGUCUGGUUGGCCAGCUUCUCCAGGGAUGCUCUCGGCGAUGGUGGAUUUAGAUCGACUUGAAAACGGGAGAUGACGUUUUCCGGUCGGGAUCGUGAUCGAAAUCGAGGAGCGAACAUGGACGAGGAUGCAAACAGCUACCAAGAACUAAACUUUUCGAGCCGAGGACAGGCUACGUGUUACGUUAACGCCGUUGUCGAUAGUUGCGGGGCUGAUAUGAGGCGUAUCGACGCUACUCAGGGCUGAAUCAACCCUUUGCGGCGACUUUUUCGGCCGGGCGAGGUAGCAGGUCGAGACGAUUUGCGCAAAUGUGUCGAGUGCCUUACAGGUAAAAUAAAAUGAUCUUAUUAAAUCUUGAAUAUCUCGCGUGUUCUUUUAUGAUAGGAAGAAAUGUUAGGGGAAAACAUCGUUUAGUUUCGAGAGAGCGAUAGACACGAUAGACAAAAUAAAAUUGUCAUUGGACUGUCUUUAACGCUUUCACUGCGGACGAAAAUAAGUAGCCGUUCCCUGGGAGUUGCAAUUAUGAUAUUUUUUUUAAUGACAAAAUUUCUUACAAAUGUUCUAAUAUGAUUAUUUUGAAAAACAUAUAUCUGUAGUAACUUAUUUUAUAUAUAAAAUUGGUUGGUUGUUAUUCAUUUUAUAAGGGUAAACACAGAAAGAAAAUUUUCCAAAAGUCUAACCACAACGCUAAACACGAAAGAACAGACCAACAUGAAUGCUUAAAUCGUGCUGACUGUCUAAAUACGGCUAAACCGACUAAAAAAACAAAGGACGCGCAUGUGCGUCAUCCGCACAUGGCAAGGGCUCAGUUGGAUGCACAUGUGCGUAAUCCGCAGCGAAAGUGCUAAAUGGUACGGGGUAUUUCAUUAUUUUCAUUAUCUUGUAGCUGAUAAAAAAAUAAGUUACUUAACCCUUAAAUGGACAAUGUUGUUUUUAAAUAACAUACUAAACAUCACAGAUAAAAUUGACCUUCUUUUAAUUUUUUGUUAAUUUUGACAACUAGUUUUUAUUUCUGAACGAAUUUUGUACUUUUUUUAAUGUUGGCACUAUCCAAUAUUUUUAUGCAUUGAAAAUAAGUUAAUGUCAAAUGUCACUUUGAAGAAAACUUUGAAAACGUGAAACAAAAAUCGUCCAUUUGAGGGUUAAAACGAGUCAUUCUUAUAAAAUCAAUGAGAUUUAUAGCUACGUUAUUUUUAACAAUACAAAAAUAUAUCUUAAGAAGAAUACAAUUUCUUUUCAAGAUCAUACUCUUCAAAAUUUUAAGGUCGUUGAAGUUCUUUCAAAUAGGACUACGUAUUCUUAUCAUCGCGAUGUAAUUGUCGAGAUCGGGACAAAUGCAACUCUAAAUUCAUGCUCUAACGCUGUGACCUUCACGUGACCUUGGAUACGAAUAAUUCAUAAAAGUUGAGCAAUUUGAUGCAAACAGUGAAAUAACGAUUACAGAAUGAUUAACGAAGCAAAAUUUAUUUAUCACGGUGAUAAAAGUACGUAGUUCUAUUAGAAAAAACGACCUUAAAGUUUUAAAGAGUAUGACCUUGAAAAGAACUCUUGUUUCCUAUCACGAUAUUUGUCCUUUCGAAUUAAACGUCUUCCUCUUGAGACAUAUCUCAGUGUUAUUGAAAGUAUCAUAGAUAUUUUAGUUACGAAUCUCAUUGAUUUUAUAAGAAUAACUCCUCGCAAGGUCAAUUUGUGGUCGACGUACUAUACAUGUUUGAAUUUGUCUCUUUUUUUAUCAGCUACAAGAUUACGAUAAUGAAAAUAUCGCAUGCAAUUUAAAAAAGGUCAAUAUAUAUUUAUAAGAAUAACUCCUCACAAUGUCAUUUGUGGUCGACGUACUAUAAAUGUUUGAAUUUGUUUUUAUAAGAAUAACUCCUCACAAGGUCGUUUGUGGUCGACAUAUUAUACAUAUUUGAAUUUGUCUUUUUUUUAUCAGCUACAAGAUUACGAUAAUGAAAAUAUCCCACGCCAUUUAAAAAAGGCCAAUGACCUUGAAAUCUCGGAAAAUAUAACCUUGAUAUCAUAUUUUUGUCUAUCAUAGUAUGUCCCCCUCCAAACCAAACAAUAUUUUCCACUGACAUUUCUUCCUAUCACAAAGAUAUUUAAGAUUAUAAGCGAGAUAUUUAAGAUUUAAGAGUUAGGUGGGACGCCCUAUGUACAAAUUAUUUUACAAAAACGUUCUAUUUUAAUAGUUCAUCUAUAUUCCAAGAAUAUAACUUUAAGAUUAUAACUUUGCAAAAUGAAAUUCAGUAUUUCACUUUGGUAUGAUAAUUCACGAAACAUCGACCACGAUGCAUUCUUGAGUUAUCUGGACGUGUAUCACAAUAAUAAGUUGUUUCGUGUCUUCCACCUGGUUUCUUUCGGCUAGAACAAAGUUUGCAAUCCUUCGUUGUUCCGGUAAGAAUCACAUGGAGCUUUCCAUUUAGCAGAAUUUCGUCGGAAUUCGAGGUCGAUCUUGAAGCUCGAUCGCGCUGCUGUCGAAAAUCUCCUUUUUGAACUGGUUUAUUAAAAUUUUUCGAAAUUGCAAAUGUUUCGGUUGGGAUGUAACGAAAAUCUAAUGCGAACACUGAUUAUCGCCUCUCACUCGCUGCUCGACCUGUCGCCCGAAACGCCGAGAAUCACUACUCGACCGCAAAGGGUUAAUACGCAGGGCUUAGGAGCAAUAGCGAAGGUGCCUGUGGCAAUUGAAGAUCCUCCAGAGAUAGGCAAAACUCUAUUCGUACGAUAAACGACGCGUAAAGUAUAGCAGCUUCUGUGCAUUCGAUAUCGAUACUCUCAGGUGGGAUUUCAAAAUCGUUCUUUAUUAUUUAUUUAUAUAGGCGUGAAUAGCGGCGAACGGUAUUAUCCCCACGACUACCUGUUGGAGUACUUUUCUGACACUCGAGAAGAAGUAUUUGUUGCACUUGUACGAAGGAUUUCGAUAGCGAAAUUUAGAGUCGAAGUUAGGCUUCGUUUCGUAAUAGAGGUCACUUUCAUAAUCACAGGGACAUUUAGCGUAGAUUACGGUAGCAUUCGAUAUUCACCGAGUAAUCUUUUCCUCUGGAUUCUGAAAACGGAUUCGAGUAUCGAUAAAAAGGAAUGGAAAUUCUUUGAACGAUGAAGAGAAUAUCUUUUAGAGAGAAAUGGAAAUUUAGUUUGAAAAGGUUCCAGCUUCCCUUCUGGAUCCUCAUUCCGAAGAAGAGAGAUUAGGAAUCUCUUACGUCUUGGUACUCGAGUGUCCCAUAUUCGCUCUUCAAUCGUCGUCGACUGGAACCAUCGCGAUUGUCCGCGCGAGCAAAAGUUCCUGUCGCGAUAAAGAGGCAUCCCUUUUCAUUGAGAUUAAAAUGCAUUCACCGUGUGUUUGUAAAGCAAACGACGCGCUUUCAUGCGUCCAGCCGUGAGACUGUGCUCGUCGAGUGGACUCGAACAUCUCCGUAAAUUUCUGGAGGACGUGGCUGUGCUUCGUUCCAAACGACUUUUCAGGCCGAGUUCUUUACUCGACCAAGCUAUUAGCGUGAGAAUGUCGCGCGACUGUGCUCGCGAUUACUUCGAAUCUCGAGAUCGAAAGUAAAUAACGACCCUUCGAUCGUGUCUUGUAUACUUUUUGUCAAGUUUCGCGAAUUUGGGAUUCGAAUUAAAACAAACCAUGCAACGAGAACCGUGGUUCCAGUUUCUCUUUCGCUAAUUCUUUUAGAUGUAGGAUAAGGUUACCUACGACAGAUUUAAAAAUACCAAGAAUUAUCUUUCUUCCGUUUUCGAGAAAUAAUAUCUUGAUCCUUUGGACUCGUUGGACUUGGAAAACUUUAUUAGUGACUACUAGACUGCGGAUUUUUAUGCAUUUAUAGGAAAUUUGAGUGUGCAAGAACCUACAAAAUGCAUACAAUAUACAAGAAUAUAAAAAAGAUCGAAAGUAAGGUUCAUGUUAUAAUAUUUUCAGAAUAAAGUAAGUUCCUAUUUAGGUUCAAUUUUUGUAGGCACGCUCACGAAGAUUUUAUGUAUUAGGUUGUCCUAAAAGUUUCUUCCAUUUCAGUAAUAAGUAAUACAUACAAAAUAUUUGGUGUCUAAUGUUACAUUAUUGAAUUGCGUACGAUUUAUUUUGCUCUAUUAUUGUUACAAUAUUAGCAUCUAAAAAAUUAAGUUGUCUAUUUAUAUGAACAGUGCCGCACAAAAUAACUGAAUGCAAGUCACGGAAGAAACUUUUGGGACAACCUAAUAUUUUGCAUAAAGAUCCGCAGUCUAGUGAUUACACAGGAUAAACUCAUGGGAGCGUAAAAUUUGUAAAAGUAUAUGAUUCCUUGAAGAUUUCUAUUCAAAUAUCACGAAAAAUCAAAUACAAAUAUGGUACGUGUAUGAAGAUAUAUAGGAUGUUCGGUAACUGGUGAUGCAAGCGAAAAAAGGGUGAGUCUACGUGAAAAAAUAAGUCUAAAAUAUAGAAUAAAAAUUUGUCAUGUAAGGCUUCGUUUUCGAGAAAAUCGACUUUGAAAUUUCGCUUUGACUUUUAUUUAUGAAGUUAUAUUACACCUUUGCGCUCGAAUGGCGCCUCUAGGACGACAUGUGUAAUUCGAAAGUGACUUUUUGAACGUACAAUAUCAAUUUUACUUAUUUCAGAAUAGAACUAAUUAUUAAUUGAAAUAAUAAUACAUCGAGUCACGAAUGUUCGUAGAUGUUUCUUUUCAAAGUAGAGUUUUUGGUUUCACAGAAAUUUAUUAUAAAAAUGGACUAGAUUUGAUUCUAUAGAAGAAUCCUUUGAGCGCAAAGGGUUAAAUCAAUUGUGUAUUCUGAAUUGUAGCCUUUCAUACAUUAAAACAAUCGAAUACGUUAGAAAACGAUCGUGGAAAUUUAAUUAGAAGAGCAGAAGUAUAUAUUCGCCAGAAGUGGCAACAUUUUACGAUAAAAAUAAACUUGAACUGCGACAAUAAUCUUCGAGCUAACGAUCUACAGUGGGAUUCGUUAUAACGAGAUAUGAUCAAGUGCACCCGUACCCGGCGAAAAUUCAAAGUCGAUUUUCUCGAAAACAAAGCCUCGCGUGACAAACUUUUAUUCUAUAUUUUCGACUUAUUUUUUCAUGUAGAAUCGCCCACCUUUCGCUUGUACCAUCAGUUACCGAACACCCUGUAUAUAACAAAUAUGAGCUUGUGUAACAUGGAAAAAGAAUGUGUGAAUCGUCUACACGUUAAAAAAGCGACAAAAAGCAUUUGUAUAAGAAAGUAAGAUGUGGGAACAUAUUUUGUAUGGCAUGGUGCAAUUUGUGAUGAUAAACAAGGAAGGCUAAGAUUGCACCUUAAAAGAUAGAAACUAUCAAUGCACAUGUAUGACUGUUUCACACAUUAUCACAUACAAAAAUAGUAUGAAAUUUUGAUUUUUGACAUAAAUAUGUUCCUCAAUGUCUAAAAAUUCAUAUAAGCUCAAGUUUCAUUGCAGUAAAUUACAUGUCUUAUAGGUUGCAUUACGUAAUACGACAUGAUUCCUGUUUGCACAUUCUGUAAAGAAAUGGCUCCGAGUGCAAAGGGUUGUAUGCAUAAAUUUUAAUCAAUUUUUUACUUUUUCAAAAUGGUUACGCUCUCAUCAACCGCUCAAAUGGAUACUUGGACUCCCAGCGAAGAAUAUCGACGCGUUGCAAUGGUUUUGGGAAACAUUAAUUCGUUUAAAAAAUUGCCAAACAGCGACGCAGUGCUAGAUUGUCGCAAAUUUAAUAAAUUUGCGAGUCAAACGUUCGUAUAAAAUACUCAACGGUCAAAGGAUUGAAAUUCACUUUCGAUCGAGCUUUCAGUGACGAAACAAUCACUCAUUUUAUACUUAGAUCGUUUCAUAUUCGCGAAAAUAGUUCAUUGGCGUUCCAUCAACUAAAGCUUUACGGUUCGAUGGGUCUUCGGGCUCCUGCGUCGAAGGAGCCUCGGUGAACGUAAACCAGAGACGGGUAAAAUACUUGUUUAGAUAAAAGAUUUGAAUAACGAAUAAAAGAUGAAUAACUUUUUAUCCUUUCGUUGUUGAAUAAUAUUUACAAUCCGAAUGAUAAAACGAAGUUAUAUUUCACGUUGAACGAGUGAAAGUUUAAAAUCCGUACAAUCGUUCCAUGGAAUAAACGUGGUGAGUGAAUCGCUGUGCGUUCUUCUUAUUCGUCGCCGUAUCGUUUAAACAAAAUUUUUCGCCCACCUCUGGAACACAAACGCAGACUGAACUUAACUUUCAAUGACGGAUACGGUUUCACGCAUUUGCGUUCAAUCAGCCGAUCAGCGUACUCGUUUAAUUCGCUCGCGAAACGAGCCUUUCCUCUCGAUCAUUUCUCUUUAGUCUAUUUCUAGCGCAAUUUUGUGUCUUGUUUAUGUAUCCUCGUUAGCGAUAUUAUAAUCGUCGUCGCUACCCUCGUUAGCAUUAUCGUUCUUAUUAUCGUUAUUUAUUUUAACUCUUAUCGUCUUAGGCUAAAGGACUCGCGAAGAUUCUCGCAAGCUUUCGAUCCAUUGGACGUUAGAUUCACCUCCGAGGUUAACAAACGACAGCCAAUAAACGAUGUCGAUGCGAAAGGUUCAUGCGCUGGAUCGAUAUGAACGGAAAAGUGUAUUCUUUGAUCAAUCUCGAGAUGUCCUAUCGAAGAGAUCAGUUUCUCUUUACCGAUAGACGAGAGAGAGAGAGACUCUGAUUUUUAUCCUGGGGCUGACAUUCGAAUUCUCUUCGUUAACUACGAGGAUUUAAUUAUAAACCAUUCAAUUAUAAACCGGAAUUUUCCUACACAACUUUAGUGGUGAUAGAUACAAAUACAAACGCAGUGCCUUCUUUUGCUACGUACUUUUCUUCAAUAGAAUACAUUUUCUGCGUCAGAUAGGAAGCUUUCUAGUUCCCUUAGAAACAAAGCAGUUAGCUGCUCCAGUAACCAAUUGUACAAGUACAGUUGAACCGCUGCGGCACGUUGUGUCGUUUUCAUAGUAAAUCUUUCUCGUCUUAAUACCUUCUUCAGUGUAUUGUGCAUAUGGUAGUCACAUGGAAUCAGGUUUGCAUUAUAAGGUGGUUAUUCGAGAAGUUUUCAGUGUAUUUUAGUGAGUUUUUCACGAGUUAAAGCUGCUACAUGCGUUGUCAUCUGGAAGAAGGACACCGCGAAUCAAUUAUCGGCGUCGUUUAUUGCGAUAAACAGUCUUCGCAUCAUCCACGAGCGGGAAGUAGCAGUCACUGUUCACCAUGUAAGUAGUCAAUCAACAAUACACCUUUUGAAUCCCAAAACACAGUUGCUAGAACUUUCCUGGUUGAUAGUCGAGUCUUGGCCUUGAUCAGUGCCCCCUCUGUAACUUUCCACCACACAAUACUCAUUUUAUUGUUUUCUGAGGUAUACAGGGUGCCCAAAAAAUAUUGGAAUUCCUUGAAAGGAGAGGUCUGGGGGGUGAUUUGAAAUAACAUUUUCCUUAGCGAAACCCCCGAACCACCCCUUUCAAGGAACUCCAACAUUUUUGGGACAACCUGUAGCGAUGGACCCAUAUUUUGUUACAAGUUACGAUAUGGUUCAAAAAAGCCUCCCUUUCUCCUUCAAAGCGAUUCACAAUUUUAACUGUACGUGCGCAAUUGAGGCAGUUAAAUUCUUCUUUCUAUGAUUGGAUCAGAAAGCUUUCUAUCUGAUGGAGAAAAUGUAUUUCUGUUGAAGGAACCUACGUAGAAAAAUAUGGCAAUCCAUUUGUAUUUUUAUCUAUCCUCAAUAAAGCUGUGUAAAAAAAAUCCGAUUUAUACUCGACCGAUCCUCGUACUUGGAUUAACGAAGGGUUCGGUAAUAAUCGAAUACAGAAAUAUUCGACGAGUAGACACAGCCCUAUCUUUCGUUGGAUUUGUUCAAUUUGAAAAAGGGUAAUUUAAAUCGUGUGCUUUUGACGGAAGCGAUCGGAACUGUUUUGGAUGUAUUUCCGAGCGACUGGAGUUUUCAAAUUCAUUCUAAGAGACGUGUUCAUUCGAUCUGUAGUUAGUCGGAAAGCGUGGAGCCGUUUGAAAACGUUAAAAUCGGAAUUACACAAUCCUAGGAGAAAUGCGUAGGUUAUUUUAUCAUAAGUGUGCGAGAUCUCGUUAUAUAAUCGCGGAAUUAAAAAGAAUUUCUUACCAAGGAACAUCGCUCAAAUGUAGUUCGCUGAUUUCGAUAAAGUUUUAAAGUUGAAUAGAGCAAUGAAAUAUAGUAGUAAUCUCUUUAUUUCAUUAUCAUCUCGUUAUAGAAAGUGUUAGCGCCUUUUGUUCACGCGAUACAUUCAAUUACGUUAACUUUAUUCUAGUUGGAAACGUGUAUCUUAAAUUCUCCUUGCUCAUUAAUUACUUAACAAUUGGUCUUCUUAUUCCUACUGCACAGUCUUUGUCAACAAAUCUUAAAUUUCUAAUUUCGGGGCAUAACUAAUUGUCUAAUUUGUUUUUUAUUUCCAACAUUCCAAGAGGGAAAAAACUCAGCUUACGUUUGCAAAGGAAACACCUUCCUACUUACAUUUCU
This is a messenger RNA of Hylaeus volcanicus, 11568 nucleotides long. RefSeq lists its product as uncharacterized. NCBI's taxonomy places the organism in Eukaryota, Metazoa, Arthropoda, Insecta, Hymenoptera, Colletidae. The coding region runs from base 2383 to 3105 and encodes 240 amino acids. The transcript has 3 exons. The record is from RefSeq and is a predicted model, not a curated record.